Molecule: messenger RNA, 2040 nt
Organism: Phycodurus eques (leafy seadragon)
Lineage: Eukaryota; Metazoa; Chordata; Actinopteri; Syngnathiformes; Syngnathidae
Gene: fam43b
Product: family with sequence similarity 43 member B
Exons: 1
Coding region: 284-1273 (329 amino acids)
Source: RefSeq, a predicted model, not a curated record
CCAAACAAAGAGGCAGGGAGGGGUGUGCAUGCUCUGAACACGCGGCUCAGUGCAUCAUGAUGCAAACGGCGGAGGAGAAAGACGAAAGAGGAGGCGAGGGGAAGGAGGAGCGAGCAGGCAAGCAGACUGACUGAGCCUCGAUGCUCUCAGUCGCUCUUCUAUGCUUGACAAAGCAGCUUCUCUUUCUACCCUCUCUUUGUCAGCGACACAGAACUUAAAGCUUUCUAGCCUGAAUUUAAAAGAGGCAAUCUAGAGGCACAGGAGCCUCUCCUGCUGUCACACCAUGCUACCCUGGAGGAGGAAUAAGUUUGUUCUGGUGGAGGAUGAGAACAAAAUGAAAGCAAAGAGUCUGGGCACUGGACUGACCUAUCACGCCAUCCUCUCCUCUUUGAUGCGCUCCUGUCCUGACCUGCUGCCUGACUGUCCCUUCGAUUGGGUGGGAAGCAUCUUUCAUACCAAACGACAAAAGGUGGAACUAAACAGAGAGGAGCCUGUUUACAAUGUGCGCUACCUAGGAAGUGUGGUCACCAUCACAGCAAAGGGGGAAGGAUGCACCCAGGAAGCUGUGGCCAAGAUCUGGGCAAAAAGCAACUACGGGGAGCAGAACGUCAAAAUGAGGUUGACUGUGGGACCGCAAGGCAUCCGCAUGAGUGCUGACAAAUCUGGGAAUAAAAGUCCCAUUCAUCUUUACUCUCUGAGCAGGAUCACCUACUGUACAGCGGACCCGUGUCGGCCCAAGAUCCUGGCCUGGAUCUACAGGCACCAGAUUAAGAAUAUGGCUAUCGUCCUUCGUUGCCACGCCGUCUUAGUGAACAAGCCAGAGAAAGCCCAAGCCAUCACGCAGAGCUUCUAUCUGCAUGUCACCUCUGCAUUCAGUGAGUUUAAACGUCUGAAGCGGCAGAGUGACUUCCGGCACUGUCAGCAGCAGCUGUUGGGGGAGGAGGCGGUUCCCCUGAUGCCCCUGAGGAGGCUUCUGAAUGGGCAGUGCCACUACAGGUCACCCGCCAACACCCCUGGGAGCGCUACCCGUCUCUGCUCCAUCACGGAGGAAGAGGAAGAUGACGACAACAGCGACAAUGAGAAGGCAGGAGUGGAGCAACCCUCGGAGAUGGUGCCCAAAAGGAAGCAAAAGGUUUUAACGACAAACACAGACCCGACUCAGUUACUGUCCCAGUUGGACCUUGGGGAUAUUGCUCGACUGGAGCAGUGCCAAAUCAACUUUGUCAGUGAGAGCAAUAACCACACGUUCACAUUUAUAACCUCGCUGGUGUAACUGUGAACAAAAAACAAAUGGGACUUUUUUUUUUUCUCAGCCCUUCACCUAAUACCCUAUCCUUUCACCUCUUUGAAAUUGAUUCACCAGCGUCUGUUGGCUGGCUGGUCUUCUGCGGCGGCACUUUGUGUUCUGGCCAGAUGGCUAUGACGCUGGUGCACCAGAUUGACUGUAGCGAGUCGGGAAUGUUUACAAGGAGAGUUGCUGAUGCACACCCUCAUGAGCACAAUGGCGAACGUUGCUUUUAGACACCAUAAGUUGACGUAUGGUCGUGCUUUAAUGACUAAACAGUCCUUUAUCUUUGCUUUUUUAAAGCAGUGCGUUUGUAUGUUUGUGGAGUAUUUCUAAUGUAACAAUCCUCACUGGUGUUCAUAUUGCAGAAAUUUAUUACCGAUUUAUUAAUGAGGGAGGUGAUGGAUUAGGAUGCAAGCCAUUAAUGGGACGUUUUAAUUACUGCCAUUUGUUAUCGUCCUUUAUGCAUGACGUGUCAAUUGUAACCUUUCGCGUUGAGCUUUUGUCUUUAAUCAUGUGACACCUUCAACGAGAACACUGUGAUAAAUGUGUGAGCAGGGAUAAAAACAUACAAAAAAGUCUAAUUUAUGUUGUGCAUUUUGACACCAAUCUCUGUCAUGAUUGUGCUGUCACAAGUUUAUUUACUUCCCUCUUGAUUAAUUCCUUAAAGAUUGAUAGCAUUGUGCUGUAUGAAAUAAAGCUUUUAGAAUAUUUAUUUUCAAAACAUGAUGAAUAAAAACGUCUGUCAAAUGCAA